AUGUCAGAGAGCAUUGAGCGGCGUGUAGAUGUAAACAUGGAGCGAAAUGUUGGUUCACUGCAGGAGCAGGCCCUGAAGAGAAAAGAAAGGCUGAAAGCACUAAGAGAUAAACAGCUUCAUGGGCGUGAGCAGGAAGACGGGGAGCCAGAGAACAAAAAAGCUUCACUAGAGGAGACUACUGAAGGAAAGCACAGAGAGCUGAAGCUGAGGAAUUACACUCCAGAGGAUGAAGAGCUAAAGGAGAGGCAGGUGCCCAAAGCCAAACCUGCAUCAGUGGAGGAUAAAGUAAAAGACCAGUUAGAGGCAGCAAAUCCAGAGCCCAUCAUUGAAGAAGUGGAUUUGGCCAACCUCGCCCCAAGAAAACCAGAUUGGGAUCUAAAGCGGGAUGUGGCAAAGAAACUGGAGAAGUUGGAGAGGAGAACACAGAGAGCCAUCGCCGAGCUCAUCCGGGAUCGUCUCAGAGGCAGUGAGGACGAGUUGGCUGGAGCGGUGGGAGCGGUAGGAGUGGAGCAGGGGGACUCUGACUGAAUCUGAGAUGUGACAGAUUAAGAAAAGAAACCUGGAGAGGGACGGCCUCUGCUCAUACUGGGACUGUAUUGUCACAUCUGUGUUGUGCUCAAAGAGGCGGCUACUUUCAUCACUGCAGGGAGUCAAGUUUUCUGUCAGGUCUUCAUAUUUCCAUUGUGAGUCCUAUUUUGCGUCAUCUUUUUAUUACGCAUGAAUAUGUAGUAGUUUAUGCAAUAUUUUGUUGUAAUUGUUUAUAUUUUCAAGUAAAAUAAUGUGAAUUUUUCAAA
Plectropomus leopardus (leopard coralgrouper) is the source of this 794-nucleotide messenger RNA. RefSeq names its product coiled-coil domain containing 12 (gene ccdc12). The record is from RefSeq and is a predicted model, not a curated record. Gene Ontology annotation, cellular component: U2-type spliceosomal complex; post-mRNA release spliceosomal complex. NCBI's taxonomy places the organism in Eukaryota, Metazoa, Chordata, Actinopteri, Perciformes, Serranidae.